Rana temporaria (common frog) is the source of this 1452-nucleotide messenger RNA. Its product is annotated as serine protease inhibitor A6-like. Gene Ontology annotation, molecular function: serine-type endopeptidase inhibitor activity. Gene Ontology annotation, biological process: negative regulation of endopeptidase activity. NCBI's taxonomy places the organism in Eukaryota, Metazoa, Chordata, Amphibia, Anura, Ranidae. The transcript is spliced from 5 exons. The record is from RefSeq and is a predicted model, not a curated record. The coding region runs from base 84 to 1382 and encodes 432 amino acids.
GUGUAGAAUUUGUUUCUGACUCUGCAGACGGGAAGGAUCUCCCUGUGGAAGGCUCGUCAGGUGAGCGUCUACACUGAGAAGACAUGAAGUUCCUCCUAGUUUUGCUUUUGCUCAUCCCGGUCAUAACUUCUUCAGAUGACCACAAACCUGAAGAGUCCCAUGAGGGUGCCGAAGAUGAAAAGAACGCCCAAGCCCUAAAUGAAGUAGUAAAAAGAAAUAAUGAAUUUGCCUUCAAUUUCUUCAAGCAACUGACCUCCGUAUCUUCUCAGGGCAAGGAUUCUCCACCCAAAAAUCUAGUUAUGUCAACUUUUAGUAUUUCUUCUGCUCUUUCCAUGCUGUUGUUGGGCGCCCAAUCAAAGACCCACCAGGAAAUCUUGGAAGGUUUGAGCCUGAACAACACAAACCUCCCAGAAAGUGAGGUCCACCGGGCUUAUUCCACUCUUCUCCAUCUGCUGAAUGAACCAAAAAGAAGCCUUCAGGUUGACAACGCCCUCUUUGUAGAGCAGACACUGACCUUGGGGAAGAACUUUGAAGAUGAUUUAAGGAAUCUUUAUCAUGCUGAAAUUAGGAAGACCAAGUUCAAUGACCCACAAGAGGCUAAAAAAGAAGUGAAUGAAUUUGUGAUGAUUGAACCCGAAGUCGAAAUUAAGGAACCUGUCAAAGAAAUUUCUUCAGAUACUAUGUUGUCCAACCAUGUUCUGUUUGAGGGAGAAUGGCAGGAUGCCUUUAAUCCAGCAUUUACAAGUACCCGGAAGUUCAAGGCUGAUAAGAACACAGAGGUGGAUGUUCCAAUGAUGCAUCGCAAGGGACAGUACAACACUUACCAUGAUACAGAGCUUCCUUGUACAGUGGUGGAGCUUCCAUACAAGAAUGAUGUAUCCAUGAUUAUCGCCAUGGCUGAGCCGGGCAAGAUCCACGAAGUAGAGCAAGGAUUGUCUGCUGAGACCGUACAACGAUGGAAGACAUCAUGGAGCAAAACGCUUAUUGACCUUUAUUUACCCAAAUUUAAUAUAACUUCCAAAAUAAACCUGGUGGAUGAGUUACCUGAAGUUGGCAUCAGAACCCCUUUCACAGGUGCUGCAAACUUCUCCGGAAUCACUCCUGAUUUCAGGCUUAAAGUGGGAUCGGCCGUACAUCAGGCCGUCAUAAAUGUGGAUGAAAAAGGGACCGUGGCCACCGCAGCCACCGCAGCCACCGCAGCCACUGCAGCCACCGCAGCCACUGCAGCCGCCGCAGCCGCCGCAGCCGCCGCCGUGGGGAAUGUUGAAAUGUCACUCCCCCCAUUAAGAUUCUAUAAUCAUCCAAUUGUUGUGAUAUUUAUUAACCAAAUAACCGACAACAUUCUUUUCAUGGGGACGGUCACCAAUCCUACAGAGAAAUGAACCUCAAUGUUUCCAUCUCUGCCACAAUGUAACAUUCCCGUGGAUUAAAUAAAACUUGAUGAAUAAAAGC